ACGUCACUGCGCAUGCGCAAGAGGAUUUAUGGCAGGGGACAAAAGUGGCACUGGCGCUACAUUGUACCCAGAACGACUCGGGUUUUUUUUAAUUAAUGGAUCAAGAUUUUGCAGAGGGCCUCGAGGUGCAUCCUACAUCAGAUGAAAAAAGCAGAGCUCUCGGUGAGGAGUCUGAAAUGGCUACGGAUCUUUCGAGUGGCCCUUUUGAAGGACGAGGUCUGAUUACUAGUGAAUUUCUCACUCCAGUUGCUGAAGCACCUCCAGCAGAUGAGGAUGAUGAUGUUUUAUUUGUUGAACCCCUUGCUAAAACAUCAGUCUCUGUUGCAGUACCUGGAACAACAACAUCAUCUUCAACAUCCAUGGCUCCAGUGGAUAAUUUGAAUCAGCCAGAGGUUGAUAAGCUACAAACAACUGUGAAAGAUUUAUCCCCUCCUUUGGACGCUCUUGCUGAGACCAUCAUCAUUGAUGAUGAGGAAGAUGCUGAAUCUGGGACAGUCUUGCCUGAAAAAAGUGUAUCACCAGUAUUAAAUAAGGAUAGUGACCUAGAUCCAUCUAAAGUGGAAGACACUAGUUCUUCCAGCAAUAAGGUUCUGGCUUCAAGUCAUUCCCAUAUUGAUACUCCUGUGACCCAUAGCACUAUCAGCACUGAGCCUGAUUCAGAAAUAAGAAUUGCCAAUGUUACAACACUUGAUGAUGGUGAUACCACUCUGAGGAACAGUAGCCGGGAACCUGUUCAUCAAUCACAUUCAAAUGAGGGGGCUAUGGAUAUGAAUUUAAUGAUAACGAGUGUGACAUCAUUGCAGAGCAAUAGCUUGGGUGAAGUGACUAAUGGACCUCAGAUCAGUAGUGCAUUCAGUCUGAUUCCAGAGGUACAAACUGCUCCAACAGCAUCAAAUUCUGAUUCCAGUAGGCAGGGGACUCAGUCUGGUGCAGGAACCUUUAACCCUGGAAGAAUGAAUGCUGCAGGAGAGGUGGUUCAGAAUGGUGAACUGAGAAGUCAUCAAAGGUCUGAUUCAUGGAUAUCUCAGUCUGCCUCCUUCCCAAGAAACCAGAAGCAACCAGGUGUUGAUUCUAUGUCUCCAGUGGCUUCAUUGCCAAAAUCUGUUUUUCCACCACCAGCAUCUCAGCAGCCCACAAAACCAGUAAAGGUUACAUGUGCAAACUGUACAAAACCUUUAAGAAAGGGGCAGACGGCAUACCAGAGAAAAGGAUCAGUCCAUCUUUUCUGUUCUACAACAUGCUUGUCAGCAUUUUCUCAUAAACCGGCUCCCAAGAAAAACUGUACCAUGUGCAAAAAGGAUAUUACAAGCAUGAAGGGAACAAUUGUGGCUCAGGUAGAUUCAAGUGAAUCAUUUCAGGAGUUCUGCAGCACCACUUGUUUGUCAUCUUAUGAAAAUAAGCAGGUUCUUCCAAAAAGCACAGUCAAGACAAGGUGCACAGUUUGUGGGAAACUUACUGAGAUUCGGCAUGAAGUUAGCUUCAAAAACGUUACACACAAAAUUUGCAGUGAUCACUGUUUUAAUAGAUACCGAAUGGCCAAUGGUCUCAUUAUGAACUGCUGUGAGCAAUGUGGAGAAUAUCUGCCCACCAGAUCCUCUGCAAACCACUUUCUCAUAAUUGAUGGUCAGCAUAAGAGGUUUUGUUGUGAAAACUGUGUCAAGGAUUACAAGCAGUCUAUUAGUGUCCAGUCUUCAACAAAUGGACAGACAACCCGUACUCCCAGUGGUGUUCAGCUCAAAUGUAAUUACUGUAAGACAUCAUUCAGUUUGAAGCCAGAGACACUAGAGUGGGAGAACAAAGUAUACCAGUUUUGCAGUAAAACAUGCUGUGAGGACUACAAAAAACUACAUUGCAUUGUUACAUACUGUGAAUAUUGUCAGGAAGAAAAGACGCUGCACGAAACAGUAAAAUUCUCAGGGGUUAAAAAACCAUUCUGUAGCGAAGGGUGCAAAUUGUUGUUUAAGCAAGAAUUUGCAAGACGUUUGGGUCUGAAAUGUGUAAGCUGCAAUUACUGCUCCCAGAUGUGUAAAAGGGGAGCUACAAAGGAAAUUGAUGGAGUUGUUCGAGACUUUUGUAGUGAAGCCUGUUCUCGGAAGUUUACUGAUUGGUAUUACAAGGCUGCUAGGUGUGAUUGUUGCAAAAUUCAAGGAAACCUCACUGAAACAGUACAGUGGCGUGCAGAAAUUAAGCAUUUCUGUGAUCAGCAGUGUUUGUUGCGCUUUUAUUGUCAGCAGAAUGAACCCAAUAUGUCUACACAGAAAGGUCCAGAAAAUCUUUGCUUUGGUCAGGGAACUCAAACAUUGUCAAAGGCAGGCAAUCAGAAUUUAUCUCAUUCUACUUCACCAGUGAAAGAUGUGAAGAAUAAGGCUGUACUUUGUAAACCAUUGUCCAUGACAAAAGCCACGUACUGUAAACCGCAUAUGCAAACAAAAGCCUGUCAGACUGAGCCUGAAGUAAAAACGGAGUAUGUUCCUAUUCCAGUUCCUGUACCAGUGUAUGUACCAGUUCCUGUACACUUGUAUAGCCAAAGUACACCCGUCCCACUAACAGUUCCUGUACCAGUUCCAGUACCAGUGUUUGUACCAACAACACUGGAUAGUGCAGAAAAGAUAGUUCAGACAAUAGAUGAAUUAAAGAAUAAAAUUCCCUCUAACCCAUUGGAAGCUGAUAUUCUGGCAAUGGCAGAAGUUAUAGCAGAAGCUGAUGAGAAAAUUGACUCUGAUGUGACGAACCAUAGUCCAAAAAGCCAUGGGGAAGGUGGUGUUGAAGAUAUAAAAUUAAGUUCACCAGGUGAUUUCUGUGAACCAGAUUUGGAUUUAGAAAUGGAUUUCCCUAAAGCUGUUCCUCCUUCAACUUCAGAAGAAAUAAGAAAUUCAGAAAUCACUCUGCCUCCUGCUUUAUGUGCGGAAAUAGAAGAGAAGCCCCAUCCUCAAGUAAAGAAGAAGGGAAGUAAAAGGAGAGCCAUUUUAAGUAAUGGCCCCCAGGCUGAUAACCCAGAUACUUCACAAAAUUUGUUUACAUUAAAGUCUUCAUAUGGAGUUAAUGCUUGGAAAAGAUGGGUUUUAAUGACAGACAGCAAGGAAGAGCAGGAAAACACUAAAUCAGUAAGGUUAAAAGGAGAUCUGCUAAAGCAUACUGCAGCAGAACUUAACUAUGCACUGUCUCGUUUUGUAUGUGAUAUUCGCAGACCAAAUGGAGAAUCUUAUGAACCUGAUAGCAUUUAUUAUCUUUGUCUCGCAAUCCAACAGCACUUGUGUGAGAAUGGAAGAAAGGACAACAUAUUUUGUGAUACUUACUACCAGAUGUUUAUCCAAGAAUUAAAUAAAAUCUUAAAAGGCUGGAAACCAAGCAUACUUCCAGAUGGUUCAGUGUUCAGCAGGAUUCAGGAACAUCACAUGUGGAGCAGUAAAAUGAUUGGAGAUCAUUCACCUACUGUUUUACUAAAUACUUUAGUAUAUUUUAAUACUAAAUACUUCGGCUUACGAACGGUGGAGCAGCAUUUGCAACUUUCUUUUGCAAAUGUCUUUAAACAAUUGAAGAAUGCUCGUACUAAGGAGAGAACUGUUUGCAUUCAGUUUCCAUCUAUCACUGAAGAUAAAUCAGAGCAAACUGGGAAUAGAAAAAGAAAAGGCAGAGAUGAUGAAAAUGACCCAGAUUAUGAACCUGAAGAUAUGUCAUCUGGAAAUGGAUCAAGAUGCCCCAUUAAAGAUCAUGAUCGACAUAUAUAUGAGCUUUACUUCUCUAAGUGUCCUGAAAGUCUUAAGCAGAGAGUAGACAUGUUUUACGUGACGCCAGAAAUCUCCACGUGUGCGGACAGCCCAUUAUGGUACACAACCUCUUCAUUGGACAGAAGCACCCUGGAAAGAAUGCUUACUCGUGUCCUUUUAAUAAAGGAUCUUUACAGUGAAAGAGACUAUUCAGACAUGGGAGAAAAUGAUUAAUUUUCAUGACUCUGGUCAUAUAGGAAUAUACAGCAUCAGAGAGAGACUUGCUGCUAUAAUUUCUUAGGGAUAUCACACAUAAUUCAAAUAAUCCUCAAUUUAUACAUGUGUAGCAUAUAAUGCCCAGAUUGGGUACUGUAAAUAUGUUUUCUUUUCCCAAAUGUGAGGGGGACAUUUUGUGUUAUCUGUGUAGUGAUUUUAGCAUACUAAACACUCUCUCACAAAACAUUUUUUAAUUAUUUAUUGAUUAGAUUUAUUUGUAAGUUUUUACAUUGCAAAUUCAGACUUAAAUGUGCCAUGUAUAUUUUUAUUUUAGUUCAGGGUGUUUUUUUUCUUUUGUUUUUUAGAUAAGAAUAUGGACAGGUUGGAGUGAAUACAGUAUUUAAAAACUCAUUUUCCCUACUCUCUCUCUCUCUCUCUCUCUCCUUACCACUUCCCUAAUUUGCCCUGUCAGCAGGAUAAUGUAAUAUAGUCUUUAGCACUAUUAAAGACCUUUAAAAAAAUGCUGUUCUGCAUAAUCAAUGGGGGUGGGUUAUUGUGUUAUCUUUUGGAGGAAUUGAUAGUAUUUUUGUGCCUUCUUUCUCUCCAGUAUUUGUGAGCCAUGUAUGCUUUUAUUGAAGAAUGAGCGUCUUUUAUUGAAUUUCAAUUUUUUUCAAGUUUGUUACCCUGUAUAUAACACUGGAGGCAUUCUUGCAGUAUGUUUGCUAAUUAUUUUAUAUUAGCCAUUCUUGCCUUUCAGGUUGUGAUGGUUUGUUUUAAAAUGUCACUAUAAACAAAAUUCGUCUGCAUUUGUCAAUGUGGUAUAUAAAUUGUACCACAAUACAAAUUCAAAACUGUUCACUGAAAAAAAAAUCCCCAAACAAAUAUCACAGUAUAUACAUAUUAUUUUCUUAUUUGCUAGAGUUUAAUAUAUUUCAGCUAUAUUUUUGUCAUAUGCCUUUUCAAAUACUAAAAAGUUCACAUUAUGUGGCUGCAUGGGCUCAGAAAAUGAAAUGACAGUGACAUGCCUAGUGUUUAAAAUAAAUGGGACCGAUGACGUGGCUGUCUGCUAGUAAAUGAGGAUUACCUGGUUAAAAUUCCUGUAAUUCUUGAAAAGGGGCUAAAUAUACUGACCUCUGAAUGGUCCUUCAACUUAAUACUCAUCAAGCACUAUAUAGUGAUUUAUGUUUCAUUGGCUAUCAUUCCAAGAAUUCUCCUAGAAGUCCUGCAUUAAAAGUUCCAUAAGUUCCAUAAGGGAUGUUUUUUAUACUAAUACAAAUAAUUCAAUGUUUGCAAGUUACUAAGAAAAGAAAUUUCAGAUUUUCGGUUUACUGCUUGUGGAAUCCUACAGAAAUGUCCAAAUGUUAUAUACUGUACACCACUUGCAUUUUUGUGCGGGAUAACAUAAUGUUAGAAUUAAAUGCAGGUUUACUGCUACCAGGCCAUAUAGUUGUUUUGUACAGUUUUACAGGACUUUGUUGAUUUAUAUAACUUGUACAGUGUUUGUUUAUACUUCUGUUCACACUGAGUUUAUAAUGUGGAUGGCAUCCAGCAGUUAAUUUGUACAUUUUCUUAAAGUAUAAAAUGACUUUCUAACUUGUAUAUUCAGAUGGAGGAUGUUAAUGUUAAAAGAAGCUACUUUAGUCAUUUUCCAAAACAAUUUCCAGACCUCAUUUCUGAACGUGUUCUUUUAUCAAAGCAUGUGCACAGUAAAUUCCAGGUUGCACACACGUAUAGCUUCUUUCUUUGUUAUUGUGAUUUGUUUAUCAGUAGCUUCUUCAAAUAAAGGUUGAAAUAAAAAAAAAAUACAGGUUAACAAAAUCUAAUGUGCAGUCUAAAGACAAUAAUGUUUAUUUCUGUCCCUGUUUUUGUAGCAAGUGAUCUCUGGCAGAGAGGUGCCUGCUAGUAAAGCUAUGCUCUUGUUUAUGUGUCUCCUUAUGGGAGAAGAUUCUGCAGGGACUGUCUCAUGGUUUUAGUUGCUCAUGAUUCAUGACUGUCUCUCCUUUGUGCAAUAGCCGUCCGUCCAAACUGUCCUCUGUUGUGUUAAAUGAUUGUGAAAUGCUAUGGCAAAUUAACCACUCUCACAUUGUGACUUGUGCAACUCAUGGCAAGAGAGAAAUAAAGUAGAUUCAAGCUCAGACUUGCAGAGAAA
Molecule: messenger RNA, 6072 nt
Organism: Polypterus senegalus (gray bichir)
Lineage: Eukaryota; Metazoa; Chordata; Cladistia; Polypteriformes; Polypteridae
Gene: zmym2
Product: zinc finger, MYM-type 2
Exons: 21
Coding region: 96-3941 (1281 amino acids)
Molecular function (GO): zinc ion binding
Source: RefSeq, a predicted model, not a curated record